AAGUAAAUAAUCUAGCCUUCAGGCUUGCAUAGCCAGACCUAUCUCCAAAAGACCUAUCUCCAAAACUCUACAAGAUAAAUUAACUCUGGUAGCUCUGUCCGUUACGUUCGCCAUUUUAACCAGUUUUCACAGAAUAAUAUUCUUGUUUUGCUUUUCACGUGCAGCUGCUGCCUAAAGUUAGCACGAGCGGAGUUACGGGGAUGGUUGUAACAGCAGAGCACACCAGCACGGGCCUUAUUUUUACAGCAUAACGGGGACUUUUUUUCGUAUAUUAUGUUGUUUGCAAACUCAUUUACUGUUCCCUUCUGAUAGCUUGAGAACUGUGUAAACGCCAAUGUGGAUAAAUAUGAAAGACAAAACGCAAUAUUUCAGUCCACUACAUAACUUGUUGUCACAUCAGUGGGUUGUUUUGUGGACAUGUGACGCAGUGACUGACGUACAACUGUCCCGCCUCAGAGGGCGCGGCUUGGUGACGUUUCAGGACACAGGGAGGACUCUCCGAAAAACAACUUUGAGAUCAAAACAAUCUCUGAAGAACAAGCAACACAGAAGGAUCCUUUGGGUAUAACGGCCACACCCGAGGAAAAACAUUUAUUUUAUUUAAUCAGAUAGCACCUGAGUCUGAAGAUGUUCGGAAAGCUUCUCUCUCAGCUGCUCUGGAACGCUGGGGAGGAUUUUGAGGCAACGGACUCUUAUGAGGAGCUGAUGGAGAGUGAGGAGGGAGGAUGGAUCAUCGUUAAUCUGCCAGAGAACGAGCCCCUGUCGGCCCUGUCGGCGGGCCCCCUGGAGAACCUGCUGAUCGAGCACCCCAGCAUGUCCGUGUACCAAAUGAGAUGCAUGAGCGGAGAGGAGGAGGUUGGCUCUGACGAAGAGGAAGAGGACACCUCCAGGCCGGUGGUGGUGAGGCGGCACAUCUCCUGGCGCCUGGCUGCCUGGGGGGUCCCUCUGCCCGGCCACCUCCAGCUGCUGGCUGUGCAGAGGGCCGGCGCCCAGGCUGAGAGGAAGAAGCUGAGCCGCGGAGGCCUCCACAGGCAGAACCUCGCCAAGAUGCGCUUCUCCCCCACAGAGAAGCGCUACGGACACUUCAAGCAGCCCUGCCAGCGCCUUUGCAACAACUAAACAGGAAAGGGGGGGGGGGGGGCUUCAAGGUGCCUCCACCACAGCCCAGUUGUGCAGCACAGUGCCUUGACUCUGACUUACUCAGGUUUU
Molecule: messenger RNA, 1209 nt
Organism: Trematomus bernacchii (emerald rockcod)
Lineage: Eukaryota; Metazoa; Chordata; Actinopteri; Perciformes; Nototheniidae
Product: tumor protein p53-inducible nuclear protein 2
Exons: 4
Coding region: 628-1119 (163 amino acids)
Biological process (GO): positive regulation of DNA-templated transcription; autophagosome assembly
Cellular component (GO): autophagosome; nucleus
Source: RefSeq, a predicted model, not a curated record